Molecule: messenger RNA, 1940 nt
Organism: Drosophila novamexicana
Lineage: Eukaryota; Metazoa; Arthropoda; Insecta; Diptera; Drosophilidae
Product: transcription factor grauzone
Exons: 4
Coding region: 80-1921 (613 amino acids)
Cellular component (GO): nucleus
Molecular function (GO): zinc ion binding; DNA-binding transcription factor activity
Source: RefSeq, a predicted model, not a curated record
AUUGUUUUGAUGCGCUAUUUUAAUUUGUGCGAAUUUUGUGUUUAUUGCUGACGCAUUAAAUGGAAUAAUCAACGCAACCAUGAUUUGCCGUCUGUGCCUGAACAGCGCAAGCGACACCAUUCAAAUAUUUGAGGGCGUCGGCUUGUCCCUGAACGUAGCAACAGUGCUGGCCAAGUAUUUCUGGUUUCAGCCGAAAAGCGAUGAUCCCAUAUCGACGGACAUUUGUGUGGGCUGCUGGGCGCGUGUCAGCGACUUUAACGAGUUCUAUGCCAGCGUGGAAAAAGCGCAUCGUCUGCUCACCGAGAGAUUCUCUAUCAAAGGCGGCGAACAGCCGGAGCGGAUUACUACAAGCAGCAGCAGUUCGGUAGCAGGCGAGCAGAAGCAGGAAAAGCAGGAGGACACAAAAGACUUUCCUCUGCACAGCGAAUGCGACGCCGAGGAAGACUUGGCUCAGGAGAACGACCAUGCUGUGGAGGCAAUGUACGCCAGCGGCAGCGAGAGCGAUGCAGCUGCAUCAUUCAGCAACGAGCAGUUCCUCAACGAUGUGCUGGCCCAGCAGCAAGAUGCUGAUGUGCAUGCAACAGACUCGCCCGAUAUGCCGGACCAAGCCGCGGCACCAGGAGCUGUGCAAGAGCGUCGUGAAACGCGCUCAACGCGCGCCAAAAGCAAAGCCCAACAAGCUGCUGAGACUGCUGCAGCUGAGCAGCCUGUGUCGGCCAAGCGCCGAGGUAGGUCGAAGCCCGAGAAAAUCAACCCAAGCGCCGAGGAAUUGCCAAAGAACAAACGCUAUGCAGAUUACAAGAAAUCCAUGCUGGAGAUCGAUGAAAAGAUAGCGCAACAUAUGCGGCUCACCUGCAGCAUUUGCCACGAGGGACAGGAGACGUUUCUGCUGCUCUGCAAGCACAUGAUGCAGGUGCACCAUCGCAAGGGCUAUGCGGUGUGCUGCAACAAGAAGUUCUACAAACGUUCCUUUCUCACAGAUCACAUUGAUCGCCACUCGAACCCCGAGAAAUUUAAGUGCGAGCUCUGCGACAGAACCUUUGCAGACAAACAGUGCCUGCGCAAUCAUGAGCUGCUCAAGCAUCAGCCGGACGAGCAGAAGAAGUUCAUGUGCGAGCAUUGUCCCAAGCGCUAUACAAAGCAGUAUUUAUUGGAUCAGCAUAGAAUUAUACACAAGGAGCGCAACGUGCCUUGCGAUAUAUGCGAGCGGCGAUUUCCCAACGUUUCAAUGCUCUGCACGCACGUCAAGAUGGUGCACGGCAACUAUGGCACCAUGUGCGACAUAUGUGCCCAGGUGAUACGAGGACGCGCUGCUUUUCAGCGCCAUCAGCUGGAGCAUGCUGGCAUUACGGAGCCCAAGGUGCAGUGCGACAUAUGCGGCUCGUGGCACAAGAACAAAUAUAGUCUAAAGAAGCAUGUGCGACGGCACAACGGCUCCUCCGAGGAGUGCACCUGCAGCAUAUGCGGCAAGGUGUCGCCCAACCGCAGCGCCAUGCUCAGCCACCAGCGCUAUGUGCACAACGCGGAUCGGGUCCAUGGCUGCAGUGUGUGCAAUAAGAAGUUCAAAAAGGCCAUCAAUCUCAAGGAGCACAUGGCCACGCACACCGGCGAGGUGCUCUACAAGUGUCCGCACUGUCCGAAAACCUUCAAUUCGAAUGCCAACAAGCAUUCGCAUCGAAAAAAGUGCCAUCCCAAGGAGUUCGAGGAGGCGCGCAAGGCCCGCAUGCAAAAUCGCAUGGGCGACAACACAAGCCCAAGCAAAUCUCAAACGAGCCUGAUAACCAUUACCACGGGCGAGACCGACGGCGAGCUGGAGACGCACAAUAUACUCGUAACCACGACGGCGGAGCACAGCGAUGGUGAUUUCAAGGGCGAGGACAUUGAGUUCAUGCUCACACUCAGUCCACAGCCGGCGGAAUAGACAAUCUGUUUACUAUUUA